AUGGAAGUGACCGUAAUGGACGUCUCCCAGUCUUCCCUCGGGGUUCGAACCCGGGCAAGUACCCUUGCGCUUCAACGCCAACAGAAAUCCUCCACUUCUCUGGCAACGGCAGCUACAUCUCCGACUCCGGAUUCCUCCUAUCUCCAGCUACGAAGUCGCCGGCUAGAAAAGCCUCCUGUUUUGUUGCGCCAUCAUGAUUUGAAGAGGCUGAAGCAACAGGGGAUUAUAGAGGAGGGCUGUGGGGAAAACCCUAGCCCUAAUUCCAAUUUUAGGGUUCGAUUGGGUAAGGAUGAUGACGUUGGGAGAGAAGAGAUGGUGCAAGAGACUAAUGGAAAUGAUAAUAUUAUUAAUAACAACGACAGCAAUGAUUUUGGUGGUAUUGAAGCUUCCUUUGGAGAAAAUGUUUUGGACAAUGAAGCUCGAGAAAGGAGCACUAGGGAAUCAACUCCUUGCAACUUGAUAAGGGACCCAGAGAGUAUAAGAACUCCUGGUUCUACUACUAGGCGUACCAGCUCAACAGAGACUAACCAGAUAGUACAUAAUUCAAUGCGUGGGCAACUCCCGACAGCACAUGAAAUGGAUGAGUUCUUUUCCGUUGCAGAAGAAGAACAACAACGACAGUUCAUUGAGAAGUACAACUUUGAUCCCAUGAAUGAUAAGCCGCUCCCAGGACGUUAUGAAUGGGAGAAACUGAACCCGUAG
Molecule: messenger RNA, 702 nt
Organism: Hibiscus syriacus
Lineage: Eukaryota; Viridiplantae; Streptophyta; Magnoliopsida; Malvales; Malvaceae
Product: cyclin-dependent kinase inhibitor 4-like
Exons: 3
Coding region: 1-702 (233 amino acids)
Biological process (GO): negative regulation of cyclin-dependent protein serine/threonine kinase activity
Cellular component (GO): nucleus
Molecular function (GO): cyclin-dependent protein serine/threonine kinase inhibitor activity
Source: RefSeq, a predicted model, not a curated record